GAUCAACUUUGACAGCUCGGCGCUCUGCAGGCGAGCCGGAACUGUUUUGUUUCCAUACCGGGCAAGUUGUGUAACGAAACGAAAGCAUUAAUAAUGUUAAAGUUUGCCAAUUUACUGAAAACACGGGUAGUAAAUGGGUUCGUGCGCUGCAAUUCUACCCCGGUCGCGGCCGUUGCAACACUGGAUCGACGGCCGGCACGAGCCGUGUGGUUAGAAAACAUGGACUCGGUAGAAGCACAGCAUUCUGGCAUCGUGGAAUUGGAUAACACAGUGUUUGGCGCCGCGCCUCGGAUUGACAUCGUUCACCAAAAUAUCGAAUGGCAAAGGAAAUACCGUUUCGUCAGCUUUGCGCACACGAAAACCAGAAAUGAGGUGCGUGGCGGAGGACGAAAGCCCUGGCCCCAGAAAGGUUUGGGCAGAGCUCGGCACGGUUCAAUUCGAUCGCCGUUGUGGAGAGGUGGCGGCAUUGCCCACGGCCCGAGAUCGGGUACAACGCAUUUCUACAUGUUACCGUUUUUCAACAGAGUGUUGGGAUUGGUUAGCACGUUGUCGAUUAAGCUAGCGCAAGACGAUUUGCACGUGGUAAAAGAUCUAGAGAUCCCCACGGAAGAUCCCCAGUAUCUGAGAGAUUUAGUUGCGACGCGCCUCUGGGGCCCCUCUGUGCUGUUUGUGGACACGACCGACGUUCUCCCCAGGAACAUAUCGCUAAGCGCAGAAAGUAUAAAUCACAUCAAUAUAAUGCCAACGUACGGGUUGAAUGUGUACUCUAUGCUGAAGCAUAACACCGUCGUGCUUACGGAGAGUGCAGUGCGAGACAUCGAGCGGAAGCUGUUGGAGCAUUUGCAUCGCAAUGACGCCCGUGCACAGAUGAGCAAAUUCAAAUAUGAUAAAUAAAGUGUAAACAGACCCAGGUUGAUAGUGCA
This is a messenger RNA of Anopheles stephensi (Asian malaria mosquito), 923 nucleotides long. It is a transcript of the gene mRpL4, whose product is annotated as 39S ribosomal protein L4, mitochondrial. Gene Ontology annotation, cellular component: ribosome. The coding region runs from base 94 to 894 and encodes 266 amino acids. Gene Ontology annotation, molecular function: structural constituent of ribosome. The record is from RefSeq and is a predicted model, not a curated record. Lineage: Eukaryota; Metazoa; Arthropoda; Insecta; Diptera; Culicidae. The transcript has a single exon. Gene Ontology annotation, biological process: translation.